Molecule: messenger RNA, 609 nt
Organism: Ostertagia ostertagi
Lineage: Eukaryota; Metazoa; Nematoda; Chromadorea; Rhabditida; Trichostrongylidae
Source: the annotation of a GenBank genome assembly
AUGGCCCUCACUGACACAUAUGGAACCUACGAGAAGGAAAUGGAAAGAGCUUGCAACGAUGGAAAAAAGGCAGCUGAACACUUUCAGAAGAACCUGCCUAAGAUGAUGAACGAAGUCCAACCAUGGAUGAAAGAAAUGAUGAAGGCUGUAGCAGACAUGAGUAAAGUGUCCGCACCCCAGCGGCUUGUCAUCGAGGUGUUCGCUUGGUCGGGGGUAUUGGUGUUGGCAUGUUCCGUGGGAUCUUUGCUCGGAGCUUACGUGCUCAGCUCAGUUUUCGCUGCCAUGAUCUCAAAAUUCACCGCCUCCAUACUUGCAUAUUUUGUCAUUCCUAUUGCAAUUCAUGCUUCUAUUAAGCAUAAAGAAAGACAAUUCCAAAGCGACAAUAAUAUUCGAAGAAUGAUGAUAGCGUCGACAUUCGGGCAAGGCUUACUUAUGGGAUAUACGAUAAAUCAACGUUACCUCAGCUCACAACCACUCGCUUUUAUCACCCCCAUAGCUGUUUCAUUCGGAUAUGCCACCCGAGGACACGCAUUCCAAAACCUACACAACGCCUUCUACGCCCUUUUCAAAGGAAUGACAUUCUACUGCUUCGGAACUUACAUCGAAUAG